AUGGGUGGCGCCAAAGGCAAAUGGGCGCCGUCGAACGCACUUCAAGGUGAUGGUCGGGUUCGUCACCGUUCUCCCGACUACCUUAUCUGGGCCCAUUGGAUCAGCCCGAUGUCGUGGAGUCUCAAGGCUCUGUCGAUCAACCAGUACCGCUCGAGCGCCUUCGACGUCUGCGUGUAUGGAGUCAUCGACUACUGCGCGGACUAUGGUGUCACCAUGGGCGAGUACUACCUCAAGCUGUUCGGCAUGGACACGGGCAAGGAGUGGGUGGCGUACGGCACCAUUGUUUUGGCGGUCAUCUACGUGGUCUUCAUGUUCUUGUCGUACCUGGCGCUCGAGCACCUUCGGUACGAGGCUCCAGUGAAUGUGGACGUGUCGGAGAAGACUGCCGAGGACGGAUCGUACGCCCUCCUUGAGACGCCCAAGAGCGUUGCCAAGACGAGCGACGUGGUCGAGGUGCAGGUGAACACGCACGAGAAGAACUUCGUGCCCGUGACGGUGGCCUUCCAGGACCUGCACUACUGGGUGCCGGACCCACACAACCCGAAGGAAGAACUCGAACUGCUCAAGGGCAUCAACGGCUUCGCUGUCCCUGGAUCGAUCACGGCUUUGAUCGGCUCGACUGGUGCUGGUAAGACGACGCUAAUGGACGUCAUCGCUGGCCGCAAGACUGGAGGCAAGAUCGCGGGUAAAAUCUUGCUGAAUGGCUACGAAGCCAGCGACUUGGCCAUCCGCCGCUGCACGGGCUACUGCGAGCAGAUGGACGUGCACUCGGAGGGUGCCACCAUUCGUGAAGCGCUGACCUUCAGCUCCUUCUUGCGCCAGGACGCGUCGAUCGCGGACUCGAAGAAGUACGACUCGGUCAACGAGUGCAUUGAAAUGCUCGGACUCGAGGACAUCGCCGACCAAAUUAUUCGUGGCAGCUCCGUCGAGCAGAUGAAGCGCUUGACCAUCGGCGUGGAGCUCGCAGCUCAGCCGAGUGUCAUCUUCUUGGACGAGCCUACUAGUGGGUUGGACGCGCGGUCGGCCAAGCUCAUCAUGGACGGCGUUCGCAAGGUGGCCGACUCUGGUCGUACCAUCAUCUGCACGAUCCACCAGCCGUCGGCUGAAGUGUUCUACCUGUUCGACAGCCUGCUAAUGCUGAAGCGUGGCGGCCAGACCGUGUUCUACGGCGACUUGGGCAAGAACUGCCGCAACUUGAUCGACUACUUUGAGGGAAUCCCCGGCGUGGCCCCGCUACCGAAGGACUACAAUCCGGCCACUUGGAUGCUCGAGUGCAUUGGCGCCGGCGUCAACAACUCGGCCGCGGACGACUUGGAUUUCGCCGAGCACUUCAACAAGAGCUCGUACAACCAGCAGCUCGAGGCCAACAUGGCCAAGGAAGGGAUCACCGUCCCGUCGCCCGACCUGCCCGAGAUCAUGUACUGGCGCACGCCGAGCUACACGCUGACCCGUUUGGUCAUGUCCGUGUUCCUCGCGCUCAUCUUUGGCAUCGUCUUCAUCAACCCGGAGUACGCGUCGUACUCUGGUCUGAGCUCGGGCGUGGGCAUGGUCUUCAUGGCCGCGCUCUUCCUGUCCAUGAUGGCGUUCAACAGCGUCGUCCCGCUCACGAGUUCCGAGCGCCCGUCGUUCUAUCGCGAGCGCGCAAGCCAGACCUAUAAUGCGUUCUGGUACUGGCUGGGCGCGACGCUGGUGGAGAUCCCGUGGUGCUUCCUGAGCGGCUUCCUCUUCACGAUCGUGCUGUACCCGCUGGCGGGCUUCACGGACUUCGUGACGGGCGUGCCCUUCUGGAUUGUCAUCUCGCUCACGGUCUUCAUGCAGGUGUCUCUGGGCCAGUUCUUCAUGUACGCCAUGCCGACGGAGGAGGUGGCGGCCAUCAUCGGCAUGCUCUUCAACUCGGUGCUCAUGAUGUUCAUGGGCUACAACCCCCCGGCGUCCUCCAUCCCGCAGGGCUACCAGUGGCUCUACACGAUCUCGCCCCAGAAGUUCCCCAUGUGCAUCCUCGUGGCGCUGUGCUUCACCAAGUGCGAGACGCUGCCGACCUGGGACGAGGCCUCGCAGUCCUACACCAACAUUGGCUCGGACCUCGGCUGCCAGCCCAUGGCGAACGCGCCGGCGACCAUCGGCCACACGACGCUCAAGGAGUACACCGAGUCGUACUUUGGCUUCAAGUACGACGAGAUCGGCCAGAACUUCGCCAUCGUCAUCGGCUGCAUCACGCUGUUCCGCAUCUGGGGGCUCUUGGCGCUGCGCUUCGUGAACCACCAGAAGAGGUAG
Phytophthora sojae is the source of this 2274-nucleotide messenger RNA. RefSeq lists its product as hypothetical. Gene Ontology annotation, cellular component: membrane. Lineage: Eukaryota; Oomycota; Peronosporomycetes; Peronosporales; Peronosporaceae. The transcript has 2 exons. Bases 1 to 2274 code for a protein of 757 amino acids. The record is from RefSeq and is a predicted model, not a curated record. Gene Ontology annotation, molecular function: ABC-type transporter activity; ATP hydrolysis activity; ATP binding.